Messenger RNA from Mauremys reevesii (Reeves's turtle), 664 nucleotides. RefSeq names its product cytoplasmic dynein 1 heavy chain 1-like. The transcript is spliced from 4 exons. The record is from RefSeq and is a predicted model, not a curated record. NCBI's taxonomy places the organism in Eukaryota, Metazoa, Chordata, Testudines, Geoemydidae. Gene Ontology annotation, biological process: minus-end-directed vesicle transport along microtubule; mitotic cell cycle; cytoplasmic microtubule organization. The coding region runs from base 177 to 644 and encodes 155 amino acids. Gene Ontology annotation, molecular function: dynein light intermediate chain binding; ATP binding; dynein intermediate chain binding. Gene Ontology annotation, cellular component: cytoplasmic microtubule; cytoplasmic dynein complex; cell cortex.
GUGUUAGAAGAGUUACAAGACCUCAAAGGAGUUUGGUCUGAGCUUUGGGACCAGAUUGAUCAGAUGAAGGAGCAGCCAGGGGUUUCAGUACUGCCUCGCAAGCUUUGACAAAAUUUGGACAGCUUACUGAACCAGUUGAAAAACUUCCUGCUUGUUUGCGGCAGAAGAAUGAAGCAAUGGUCAAAGAUGUACUUCUUGUAGCUCAGGAAGAGAUGGCUUUGGAAAAGUUCUUGAAACAGGCAAUGGGAUGCAUCAGUGUGGGGCUUUGUCAAGUGGGCACAUGGGGCUGCUUUGAUGAGUUCAACAGACUUGAGGAGUGUAUGCUUUCUGCUGUUUCUCAGCUGGUUCAGUGCAUCCAGGAAGCCUUGCGAGAACAUUGCAAUCCUAACUAUGACAAGACUUCCGCACCUAUUACUUGUGAGCUGCUGAGUAAACAAGUUAAAGUGAGCCCAGACAUGGCUAUCUUCAUCACCAUGAAUCCUGGUUAUGUAAGUAGAUCAAAUCUUCCAGACAACUUGAAGCUGUUCCGUAGCUUGGCAAUGACAAAGCCAGACCGCCAGCUGAUUGCCCAGGUCAUAUUGUACUCCCAGGGUUUCUGUACUGCUGAAGUGCUUGCCAAUAAGAUUGUACCAUUCUUCAAGUAAGUAAUAGUCCCUUAAACAAG